AUGGGUGGUGUGUGUUCGUGUAAAUCACGGGCUAGUCAGAUCAAUUCUGGCUCGAUUUUGGAUCGCGUGAUAAGCCAGGCAAGCAACGAAGAUCAGUGUUUGCUUUAUCGUUUGGCAAAUUACAAGAAAGGUGGUGAAUUGAUAGAGGCAUAUAAUUUGGGCGGUCAACCGGAAGUCGAGAAGUUGAUGAGAGAACAGUUUGGUAUAUUGAUGUACGGUGAUGGCAAAGGUCAGGUGAUCAAUCGUGCCGAAUACUUACGCUGGAAAUUUCGUGAUCUUGAUCAAGUGGUAUUACCGAUAGAAGCAUCCUUGUCACGUUUUGAUCCUUUGGCAUUGUGGAACGAUCACGAAGCAUGCUGGCAAAUGCAAUAUCGUGGAUCCUUAGGGGAAAGUUUAUUGCACGUAUUGAUAAUAUGCGACACGAGAAUGCAUACAAGAAUCGCUAGAAUUUUACUCAAGUGUUUUCCAAGAUUGUCCAUUGAUGUUGUUGAAGGUGAAGAAUAUCUAGGUGCUAGUGCGUUACAUCUUGCAAUAGCUUACAACAAUAAUGAACUGGUACAGGAUUUGAUAGAUGCCGGUGCUAUUAUUUCACAACGUGCCAUUGGUAGCUUCUUCCUACCAAGAGAUCAACAGAGAUCUAAUCCAGCAAGGAGUACCGAUUACGAGGGUCUUGCCUAUCUUGGUGAAUACCCGCUUGCAUGGGCUGCUUGCUGCGCAAACGAGAGCGUUUAUAAUCUUUUGUUAGAUAACGGAGCCGAUCCCGACGAACAAGAUUCUUUUGGGAACAUGAUAUUGCAUAUGGUGGUCGUUUGCGAUAAAUUGGACAUGUUCGGAUAUGCUCUGCGACAUCCGAAGCUUCCAGCACGCAAUGGGAUUCUAAACGGUGCUGGUCUGACCCCGUUGACCCUAGCCUGCCAGUUGGGACGUGCUGAGGUCUUUCGAGAGAUGCUGGAACUGUCAGCACGAGAGUUCUGGCGCUACAGUAAUAUCACCUGUUCGGCGUAUCCUCUUAAUGCACUCGACACGCUCCUGCCCGACGGUAGAACAAACUGGAACUCCGCCCUAUUCAUCAUCCUGAAUGGUACGAAGGAGGAGCAUUUGGACAUGCUGGACGGUGGCAUUAUUCAACGAUUACUCGAGGAAAAAUGGAAGACCUUUGCUCGGUUACAGUUUUUGAAACGUUUGGUAAUCCUGGUCUUCCAUUUGACGUCGCUGUCCUUGGCAGUUUACUUGAGACCUGCCGAGUUGGAUGCUGUUCUUCUUAAAUGGCCGGAGGAGAUAACGGAGAUGGCACGCAUCGCGGCUGAGUGUAUCACCGUUCUCGGAGUACUCAGCUACAUUCUCGUUCAGCUAGGCGGGGAAAUGAUCAACGUUGGCUUGCUAUCCUUUCUCAAGCAACUGACCCAUGAGCCAGCUAAAUUGAUCUUCGUGAUAAGCAAUUUGUUGAUACUCGCUUGCAUACCAUGUCGUUUUGCUGGCGAUCGGGACGCCGAGGACGCCAUCUUGGUUGUCGCUGUACCCGGUUCUUGGUUUCUUCUUAUGUUUUUUGCUGGAGCUAUUCGACUGACUGGACCAUUCGUCACUAUGAUAUACAGUAUGAUAACAGGAGACAUGCUUACAUUUGGUAUCAUUUAUGUCGUCGUUUUAUUUGGAUUCUCUCAAUCAUUUUAUUUUCUUUAUAAAGGAUUCCCAGGUGUUAAAUCAUCACUAUAUAAUUCUUAUCAUUCUACUUGGAUGGCGUUACUUCAAAUAACACUUGGCGAUUAUAACUACACCGAUUUAAGUUAUACGACUUAUCCUAACCUCAGUAAAACGGUAUUUGCCAUAUUUAUGGUUUUAGUACCGAUAUUAUUGCUGAACAUGUUAAUAGCUAUGAUGGGUAAUACAUAUGCUCACGUGAUCGAACAGAGUGAAAAGGAAUUUGUAAAACAAUGGGCAAAAAUAGUGGUGUCGUUGGAACGUGCAGUAUCGCAAAAGGAUGCGCAUAAUUAUUUACAAGAAUACAGCAUCAAAUUAGGUCCAGGUGACGAUCCGAAUAAUCCAGCAUGCGAACAAAGAGGUGUAUUAAUAAUCAAAAGUAAAUCUAAAACGCGAGCUAAACAACGUAAGGGUGCCGUUUCUAAUUGGAAGUCCAAAUGUCGGUGGCAAUAACAACGAAGUUUCAGCGUUGACCGCUGGCUUUGGUGACGCAUUAACCGCAGCACUGGACGUGAUGGCCUUCGCACAUGAUCUUGAUCUCUCUGCGGGUACAACUGAGGGAAUACCUGCCGGCAACAUCAACGACAAACAACAAACUAAGAUCCAAGCAAAAGUCCCUAAUAGUUAUCAGAGUAUACCUUCAACGAAUGUUCAAGAGAAUUCACAAACGAAACUACAAACUUUAACCAAAUUUCCUGAACUUACUAACAAUUUUCUUGAGAAACCUAUUGAGCCCAUUAACGUUCCAAUUGAAUCUAAACUGUCCAAAGAAGAGGAUCCAUUUUUAAAAUUAAUCAUAGCAUCGGAGUUGACGAACGACGAAGAAUUGUUACCAAAAUUAGCAAAAGAUGUUUUAGAGGUAGCAGAAAAAUCAGUUCAAAUGACAACAGAGACGACUAAAUCAAAGUCACAAAUUUUAGAAGGAUUAGCUUUGAUUAUGGCACCAACCAACAUAGAAAAUUCCGUCCCAAAAAAACAAUACUUCGUUGAAUCGAGUGACAAUGAUCUUGAUACAAAUGAAAAAAGUUUAGGUACGGAAUCGUAUCUUAGAAGAAUCAGGUCAGCGAACAACAGAUUUAUGAAGAGUAGAAAAAAAUGUGGAAGGAAGCCUGGCAACGACAGUUCUUCCUCGUCCUCGUCUACGUCUACUUCGGCGUCGAUGUACGUCGACGAGAAUAUUAUCGGUUAUAGGUCUUUGCUGAAUGGACCGGAAGAGGAACCGACGAAGCGUAUACCGAACAAAGAUCGCAAGAAGUCUGUCGAAACAAUUAAGGACGAGGUCGAACAAAAUGGUGCUGCUACUUGCAAUCCGUUGGAGGAUAAGCCACAGAAACGACGACCCAAGACAGCUAGGAAUAGAGUAGCACCGAAGGAUGAACCAAUUGAUAAAAGAGAAUCGAUUGAACGAAAUAAGAUACCUUUUGAAACGAUUACAACGACGACAACGAUGGAAAUAGAAACUACGACAGAUCCGUUGGAACCAUGGAGCACGCGUGGUAUUAAGGACAUGAACGCCAUAUUGGCUUGGAAGGAAAAUACGCUGGACAGUCCUUAAUGUAACUUUAUGAUACUGAGGUUGCACGUACAACAGACACCUCCUACAACCAACCAAACCAUCUAACUACACACACAGACAUAACAUACAUACAUACAUACGUAUAUAAACGCACUCAAACAACCCCCCAACACUAGUGUCCUGAUUGCAUCGACGAAAAGACUCUACUUUCGCUUGACUCGAAAGUUUACACGCCUGAAGAAAUUGGAAUUUAAAGAAGGUCGGAGGAAGACUUAAUGGGUGAAAGAAAAAAAGAGAUAGAAAUAUAUUAAAGAAUACC
Polistes dominula (European paper wasp) is the source of this 3533-nucleotide messenger RNA. It is a transcript of the gene iav, whose product is annotated as transient receptor potential cation channel subfamily V iav. Gene Ontology annotation, molecular function: protein binding; calcium channel activity. Gene Ontology annotation, cellular component: plasma membrane. Gene Ontology annotation, biological process: calcium ion import across plasma membrane. The record is from RefSeq and is a predicted model, not a curated record. NCBI's taxonomy places the organism in Eukaryota, Metazoa, Arthropoda, Insecta, Hymenoptera, Vespidae.